CAAAAGUGGCAAAGUUUCCAAGCAACCAGUGGAGCGAAGGCUUUACCAAGGAUUUAUAAACACUCGAUUCACUGUGAUUUAUGUGGUGGAGGAAUGUAGACCACCUUUAAAACGAGCGGUGGGAGUUCUGCAGCUCCUCAAAUCCCACUUCUCAGGAGAGGAGACGGCAGCAAACUUUCUUCAUUUUACACGACCGCUUUGGACGAAUAGAGGAGACAAUGUUACCAGAGAUCCUCACAACGAUGGAGGUUUACAGUCUGUGUGGAGUCACCCCCGUUGUGCUUCUUCUUCUGCUGCUGCUGCUGUUUCUGCUCAUCACCACCUGGAGCCAAACACAGAGUUCACACAUACCAGGUCCCUGUUUCUGUGCAGGACUUGGUCCAAUCCUUUCUUAUAGCAGAUUCAUUUGGACCGGGAUUGGAACAGCCUGCAACUACUACAACAACAAAUAUGGCAGCACCGUCCGGGUCUGGAUCAAUGGGGAGGAAACCAUCAUUUUCAGCAGGUCCUCUGCAGUGUACCACGUUUUGAGGAGCCCUCACUACACAUCCAGAUUUGGGAGCAAAAGAGGCCUUGAGUGCAUUGGGAUGGAGGGGAGGGGUAUCAUUUUCAACAGCAAUAUCCUACUCUGGAAACAAGCUAGGACGUACUUCUCUAAAGCUCUGUCAGGCCCCAGCCUUCAGCGGACCGUGGGAAUCUGUGUGAGCUCCACAGUCAAACACCUGGACCACCUCCAGGACAUGACCGACCCCUCUGGACAUGUGGACGCCCUCAAUCUCCUGAGAGCCAUCGUAGUGGACAUCUCCAAUAAAUUGUUCCUCAGGGUUCCUCUCAAUGAGAAGGAGCUGCUUAUGAAAAUCCAUAACUACUUUGAAACCUGGCAAACGGUUCUAAUCCAGCCUAAUAUCUUUUUCAAGAUCGGAUGGCUUUACGACAAACAUAAAAAAGCAGCCCAAGAGCUGCAGGAUGCAAUGGAGAGUCUGCUCGAAAUCAAAAGACAAAUCAUUAAUGAAACGGAGAAGCUGGAUGACGACCUUGACUUUGCAACAGAGCUCAUCUUUGCACAGAACCACGGGGAGCUCUCUGCUGAUAACGUCAGGCAGUGUGUGCUGGAGAUGGUGAUCGCAGCUCCCGACACACUCUCCAUCAGCCUCUUCUUCAUGCUGAUGCUGCUGAAACAAAACCCGAAAGUGGAGCUGCAGCUUGUGGAGGAGAUGAGCACCGUUUUGGAUGAAACAGCUACGGAAAACGUCGAUUAUGAAAGACUAAAAGUGAUGGAGAAGUUUAUUAAUGAAUCCAUGAGGUUUCACCCUGUGGUCGACUUCACUAUGCGGAAAGCUCUGGAGGACGAUGACAUCGAAGGUACCAAGAUCAGGAAAGGAACGAACAUCAUCCUGAACAUCGGACUCAUGCACAAGACUGAGUUCUUCCCCAAACCCAGAGAGUUCAGCCUGACCAACUUUGACAACCCGGUGCCCAGUCGCUUCUUCCAGCCCUUUGGCUGCGGGCCUCGCUCCUGCGUCGGCAAACACAUCGCCAUGGUGAUGAUGAAGGCCAUCUUGGUCACCCUGCUCUCCCGUUACACAGUAUGUCCACGCAAAGGCUGCACUGUGAGCAGCAUCAGGCAGACCAACAACCUGUCACAGCAGCCUGUGGAGGACGAGCACAGUCUGAGCAUGCGCUUCAUCCCCCGCAGUCAGAACCAAAGCACCAUCAGCUCUGAAUAAUGAGGAAGUUCUCACCUUUCAGAUAACAAUACCCAACUAACGUAUUAGUGCACCGAGUUCAAAGAAGGUAGAAGAUACAUUUAUCCCCUUACAGAUGUCUUCUCUUUUUGCUUUUUGUCACACUUAAAUGACAGAUCCAACAAACAAAGGUAUUAUCAAAUGAAGAUUACCUGAGUAAAUAAAAAAGCAAUUUUUUAAUAACGAUUUAGAAACCCACUUGUGAAAAAGCAAUAUCCACCUAAAUCUAGUCACAACAAUAACAACCUUUGGCAACGACUGGUGCAAUGAACCUUUUUGCAUUAACUGACAAAGAAAAAUAAAGAUAAUUAUUUUCUUCACAACAGACGUUUUUCCCAAUGAUGCAAUAGGCA
This is a messenger RNA of Xiphophorus couchianus (Monterrey platyfish), 2098 nucleotides long. It is a transcript of the gene cyp19a1b, whose product is annotated as cytochrome P450, family 19, subfamily A, polypeptide 1b. Lineage: Eukaryota; Metazoa; Chordata; Actinopteri; Cyprinodontiformes; Poeciliidae. Gene Ontology annotation, biological process: response to estradiol; female gonad development. Gene Ontology annotation, molecular function: iron ion binding; aromatase activity; heme binding. Gene Ontology annotation, cellular component: endoplasmic reticulum. The coding region runs from base 219 to 1727 and encodes 502 amino acids. The transcript has 10 exons. The record is from RefSeq and is a predicted model, not a curated record.